Messenger RNA from Sparassis crispa, 3099 nucleotides. RefSeq lists its product with no specific name. The transcript is spliced from 24 exons. Bases 1 to 3099 code for a protein of 1032 amino acids. The record is from RefSeq and is a predicted model, not a curated record. Gene Ontology annotation, cellular component: cytosol; cytoplasmic stress granule; nucleus. Gene Ontology annotation, molecular function: mRNA 3'-UTR binding; poly(U) RNA binding; protein binding. NCBI's taxonomy places the organism in Eukaryota, Fungi, Basidiomycota, Agaricomycetes, Polyporales, Sparassidaceae.
AUGGCUAGUCCAACUCCUAUGGAUGAAGCUGCCGCACUGGAGGCACUGUCUGACGUCCUGAACCGACUGACCGACAGUCCCUACGACAUAUCUCUCCAUGCCGAGAAUGUGCGCAUUGCCUAUGCAACAGGCAUGGACGACCAGAUUGAAUCUGCGCUGGAGAUGGUGACUGCAUUUUGGGCAGCGGGAGACCAGAUCUGGAUGCCUCUCAUCGAGCGUAAGCAGCAGUCUGAAGACAUGGAGUCGGCAGAGGGCUUGCGAGCCUUGUUGGAUCUUUUUGGGCGAGCGGAGCAGGAUUAUCUAUCGAUACCGCUUCUUACCAAGCAUCUGGAGUUUCUCGUGGAACGUUACGAACACUUCGCAAGUACUGAGUCUAGGCCAGAGGACCUGGGAGACCUUUUUUCGACAGAGUGGACCCGGGAAGCUAUUGCUUGGGUUGUGGCGCAGGGAGCAGGACAUCUAACGCAGAGUCACUUGUUGUGGGAUAUCCAAAGAGACUGGGAAAUGGAAGUUUUGGCGAAUGCACCGGACGCUGAGAAGACACCACUGGUUACUCGUGUUGAAACUGUGUUCCUGGAGCGCUUGAAGCAGCCGCAUUCAAAUCAUGCGGACACUCUCCAAGCUUACUCAACAUUUACUACUAAUUACAAGCCACCAGAUCAAUACGAGUCGCUUCUCGUCAGGGCCUCUAAAUUGCGUUCUCAAGCUGUGAAGGCCUAUGAAAAGAGAGAGGAUUUUGAGAAGUCCCUCGCUCAAGCAAGUUUCUCGCUGGAGGCGUAUGCCUACUACCUCUCCAUUGAGCGGCGCAAGAAGCCCGAUCUUUUCAUUCUCAGAACGCUUUAUGAACGGGCAAUAACGGAAGGAGAUAAACGGCGAUUCAACGGGGAAUCAGAUGCGGAGGAUGCGUUGCGCUCAUUCUGGUCAGGAUAUAUCGACUUCCUGAGGACACAGGACGUUGACGACGAAGUCCAAUUGACCGUGUUGAAAAGAGCUAUGAGGAGUGUGCCAGCUUCAGGGGAAGUCUGUGCACGAUAUCUGCGCUUUCUGGAACGAGCUGCAGAUGUGAACGACGCUCAAAUAGAGAUUGCUGCUGCGUAUGACAAGACUCGAUCAAUAGCACCGUUGCAAUACGACGUUGAGCAACUCGUACCUGUGAUUGUCGCUCGCGCCGGGUACGAGAAGCGACGCCUGGGAGGUUCUGAUGAAGAUGAGAAAACCUACGAUAGUUUUGUAGAACUUGUCUUGGAUGGUAUCAACAGAGUUCGCAAAGCAUCAACCGCCGGUGAUCCUAGGCUCAGGCUCGAGAAAUAUUUCUCCGCAGUGUGUCUGGAUUUCGCCGACCUUUCCGAGCACGCAGUGGUCAUGUGGGAGGACGCGGCCAAACACUACAAGACUAGUUAUAUUGCCUGGACGGCUUACACCGACGUGCUCAUCAAGCAGAAGCUCUACGACGACGCCCGCAAGGUAUUCCGAGAUAUCUCGAUGAAAAACCUGGAUUGGCCGGAGGCAAUGUGGGAAGCGUGGCUGAAUUUCGAGCAGCUAUGCGGUUCUGUCGAGGAUAUCGAGGAUUGUAUCGACCGGAUUGACCGUGCACAGGUUCAGGUGAAUGCGCGGCGCGCCAAGGAAGCGGAGAAAGCUGGUUAUGCCGCGAUGCAGGUUGUAGCGGAACAACAGGCUACUGCAGCGCCCGUUGCAGAUAUUCCAGUCCCUAGCCAAGCACAAGCUCCUGUUGAGUCUUCUCCUAUGGACGUUGAUGCCGCUGGGCCAAGCGAGAGUCCAUCAAAGAAGCGGAAAGCUGAAGACGACGUCGUUCCGGAAGAAACCAAGAAGGCAAGGAUGGAACAAAAGCCUAUGCAGCUCAAACGCGAUCGGGAGAAUUGUACGGUAUUCGUCGCCGAUCUUGCGGCGGGCGUGCAGGAGGAAGAGCUAGCCGGCCUUUUCAAAGAUUGCGGCGUCAUACGAGAGAUCAAAGUCACUCAACUACUGAAUUCAUUCGUUGCCACAGUUGAAUUCAAUGAGCGGGAUAGUGUGCCUGCUGCGCUCACCAAGGACAAGAAGCGUCUGCGUGGGGAAGAGGUUGCAGUGCAUCUUGCGUGGCAGUCAACCUUGUAUGUCACCAAUUUCCCGGAGAAGGCGGACGAUGCCUUCGUCAGGGAUCUCUUCUCCAAGUAUGGUACCAUAUUCGAUGUCCGAUGGCCCAGCAAGAAGUUCAAGAGCACAAGACGUUUCUGUUAUGUUCAAUACACUGCCCCAUCGGCAGCUCAGGCAGCAUUGGAGUUGCACAGACAUGAGCUUGAACCCGGGCUACUCUUGACAGUACUCAUCUCUAACCCAGAGCGGAAGAAGGAACGCACAGACAGCGAUGCAAACGACAAGGAGAUUUAUGUCGCUGGUCUUAGCAGAUUCGCCACCAAGGAAGAUCUUGAUAAUUUAUUUAAGACUUACGGAGCAGUGAAGGAAAUACGCAUGGCUCUAACUGAAGACGGGCACUCGAAGGGCUUUGCGUUCAUUGAGUUUGAGCAAGAGAAAGACGCUUUGGCAGCGUUGAGCGCAAACAAUCACGAGUUGAAGAAGCGGCGCAUGGCUGUUACCCUUGCAGACACCCGUUUUCGCACAAAGCAACGCGAUGCUGGCCAUGGAGCCGAUGUCCGCAAUCGUUCGUUGCGUAUCCGCAAUCUGCCUGCGGGUGCUCAGGAAGGGCUGCUGCAACAAGCACUUGAGAAGCAUGCUCCGAUCAAGAGGGUGGAAGUUUUCACGGACAGAAAUGAGGCUGACGUCGAGCUCAAAAAUGCCGCGGACGCGGGCAAGCUUCUUCUACUUCCUGAACCUAUCGUGUUCGAUGGUAAUGCUUUGGAGCUACUCCCGGAAGACGCCGGUGGUCCGUCUGGCUCUCGUCCAGUAGGGCCUCUUGCAACAGGUGGUGCAAUAUUUAUUCCGCGAACUGCGGUCUCGAGACCAAGAGCAGGGUUGGGCAGCAAAAAACGCACGGGUACUAUUACUGCACGAAGUAAUGCUACGCCGUCGUCCUCCCAGCCUUCCGAGCCGUCGCAAGGUAAGGGGCAGGAUGAUUUCAGGAAAAUGCUUAGUGGUGGGAAGUGA